Molecule: messenger RNA, 1724 nt
Organism: Puntigrus tetrazona (Sumatra barb)
Lineage: Eukaryota; Metazoa; Chordata; Actinopteri; Cypriniformes; Cyprinidae
Gene: asah1b
Product: N-acylsphingosine amidohydrolase (acid ceramidase) 1b
Exons: 14
Coding region: 64-1251 (395 amino acids)
Biological process (GO): fatty acid metabolic process
Cellular component (GO): lysosome
Molecular function (GO): fatty acid amide hydrolase activity; N-acylsphingosine amidohydrolase activity
Source: RefSeq, a predicted model, not a curated record
CCACCGGCACUUCCGCCUUCACAGACUCUUCAGAGGAGCACUGCGCGCCGCGCUCGUCUCAUCAUGAUCACCAAAUCACACUUGUUCUGCUUUAACCUCUUUUUUAUGUUCACGUGUUCGUCUUCGCAAUAUGUUCCUCCGUACACAGAAGAGUGCAGAAGUGGCAUGUAUCCGCCAAACGGCCCGACAUUUAAAGGAGAUGUGUCCUGGUAUACUGUUAAUCUGGAUUUACCACCAAGCAAACGGUGGACAGAUAUCAUUACAGACAAAAAGAACGACAUGAAGAGCAUGAUUCAAGCCAUCAGAGAUCUAGCAGAUGCCUUUGUUCCCAGCGGAAAGCUCAUUGAUCUGGUAGACAAGGAUUUGCCCUUGAUGGUGGACACCCUGCCUUACCCGUUCAAUGAGGAGAUCAGAGGAAUAGCAUCGGUGUCUGGUGUUCCUUUGGGCGAGGUGGUGCUCUUCAACAUAUUUUACGAGGUGUUCACCGUAUGCACUUCUCUUGUGGCGCAGGAUGCCAAUGGCAAUCUCAUCCAUGCAAGGAACCUGGACUUUGGACUUUUCAUGGGCUGGGAUUUGAAGAACAGAUCAUGGAUAAUCACAGAGAAGCUGAAGCCACUUGUUGUCAACAUUGACUUCAGGCGCAACAACCAGACCGUCUUUAAAUCCACUAAUUUUGCCGGAUACGUUGGCAUGCUGACCGGUAUUCAUCCGCGCUCCUUCACCCUCACUAUGAAUGAACGAUUCAGUCUGGAUGGAGGCUACAUCGGGAUUCUGGAGUGGAUCUUGGGGAAGAGAGACGGCAUGUGGAUGAGUUUUCUGACCCGUUCUGUGCUGGAGAAUGCUACCAGCUAUGAAAGUGCCAAGGCUCUGUUGUCUGACACUAAGCUGCUGGCUCCAGCGUACUUCAUCCUCGGAGGAAACCAGCCGGGCCAAGCCUGCAUCAUCACCAGAUCCAGGACACACAGCAUCAAUCCACUGGAGCUGGAUGUGAAGAAUGGCAGGUGGUAUGUGUUGGAGACUAACUAUGACCACUGGAAAGAGCCUCUGUUUCUGGAUGACCGCAGAACCCCUGCUAUGAAAUGCAUGAAUCAGACCACGCAGGCUGAUAUCUCCAUAAAGACAGUCUAUGAUGUCCUGUCAACCAAGCCAGUGUUAAACAAACUGACCACAUACACUACUCUUAUGGAGGUGUCUAAGGGAACUCUAGAGUCCUACAUCCGUGACUGUCCUAACCCCUGCAUGCCGUGGUGAGGGACUCCAUCUGGACAGGCUGCAUUACUGGGACUACGUUUAAGGCAAAGAAGAAUCAAAUUCAGAUUUUAGCUCCACUAAAAAUUCUAAAAGAUUUUUAUGUCUGCUUUUGUAGGCAAUAUUGGAUUUAAUCAAGCUUAACCUGUCAGUCAGGUCCAGUAUGGCAGCCUACUUAACGCUCGUCUAAAGAUGCUUAUGGAAACAAAACAAUAAUUGCACUGAGAGUUGAUAUGUAUGAACGAUUGUACUUGAUUUUUUCCAUCAAUUUUUUGUGAAUGUGAUUGAUAUUUUUGUAACUACAAAUUAAUAUACAGAAAUAUGCACAGUGGACCAACUUGAUAAUCAACACUACUAGUGCCUCGUAACUUUAUUUAACCUCUUUAUCGCUGUUAACUAACAAAUUCAUGAGGAAUGGGAAUGUACAUAAAGCAAUAAAGUUUGCACAAACAACAAUAAAUCAUGGAGAUACAAUA